Messenger RNA from Lottia gigantea (owl limpet), 1253 nucleotides. RefSeq lists its product as hypothetical. The transcript has 6 exons. The record is from RefSeq and is a predicted model, not a curated record. Lineage: Eukaryota; Metazoa; Mollusca; Gastropoda; Lottiidae. Gene Ontology annotation, molecular function: cysteine-type endopeptidase activity. Bases 1 to 1029 code for a protein of 342 amino acids. Gene Ontology annotation, biological process: proteolysis.
AUGGCAGAAGAAAGAAUUGAAAGUUUUGAUGAGACAAAUUGGAUGGUGUCUGAUGAAGAAGGUGAUGUUGAUUCAAGUGAUUCUGAGUUUGAAGAUAGAGAAGGUAAAGUAGUGGAUAUUUCGGUAUGUGAGGAAGUAAAACAGAAAUUAAAAGAACAUUAUUCUGAAAAUUCACAUCAUGAAUAUGAACAUUACAAUGGAAAGAAUUUAAUGAUUGUCAUUCAAAAUAAAGAUUUUCAUGAAAGUCGUCAGAGACAUGGUAGUACAGCAGACGUGGAAAAUUUGAAAAAAACAUUCAAACGUCUUGGCUUUAUUGUAAAAACGUUUAAAAAUUUGUCCGGAGAAAAAAUGGAUGUUAAAUUAAGAAAGGCAAGACAAAAAUUUAAUCAUAAAGAUGCUAGUUGUUUUGCUUGUGUGAUAUUAAGUCAUGGUAACCAAUAUGAAACAGGUGAUUAUGAGAGAAAAGACAGUGUAUUAGGUGUUGACGAACAAGCUAUAAGUAUAGAAUAUGUAAUGAAAAUAUUUAAUAAUGAUAAUUGUCCUGAUUUAAUGGGAAAGCCACGUCUGUUUUUCAUACAGGCAUGUCGAGGUAAGGGAUAUGAUAAAGGUGCUGAAACUCUUGUACCUGUUGAAGACAGUAGCAAUUCAAAUGUGGAACAAAUUAGUAGUGAAUUAGAGGAGACCUAUAUUGAAGCUACGUCAGGUGAUUAUUCUCCACCAGUAACUACAUUUACUUACCCUACACCAUGUUACUCAGAUUCAAUGGUUAUGUUUGCUUCUCCACCAGGAUAUGCAGCUUAUGCAAGAAAGGGUGGCUCAAUAUUUGUAUCCUGUCUAUGUGAUGAAUUUCAAAUCUAUAAUAGAAAACAUAACUUUUUUCAAAUAUUAUCAAGAGUGGCAAAUCAAAUGGCAUUAGAUUUUGAGACAAGUAAUGUUGUUGAAGAUACAGAUUAUGAAAAAUGUAAAAUUGUUCCAUGUAUACACUCAUGUUUAACUAGGGAUGUCAAAUUUCAAAUAUUAGAUGAUUAAUUCAAAUGUACAUACAAAUUGGCACAAGGUUCUACCAGGAAUCAACCAUGGACCUCCAUGUCAUUAAAUAAGGGCAUAGCUAGUAAAGCACCUUCAAUUCCCCAAAUUGAUAGAGUCUUUGACAGGUUUCAAUUUUUCAUAAUUUAUCUGUAAAUUUUGCAUUUUUUAUUUCAUUAAUUACAUAAUUUGCAUGUUUCAACCCUAUCCAUAAUCCACAAGAUUUU